CUUUCGUGCCUUUAUAUAAUCACAUCUGCAUACCUGCUACGUUGCACGUGACUGUCUCAUCAUUCCGUCUGGUGAUCUCCAGUCGAUAUCGAAAGGUAUGUCAGGAGGCUGAGAUGAAGCAACCUCGCCUACCCAAUGGAUGCGCAGACAUUUCUGGCAUGGCUGAGACUGUAUACCCUUCUCGACUGGGAACAGUCCACGUUCUUUGUCGAAACCAAGAACAACAAAGACGGCGAUUUCAAGCUGGCCGUCUACCAAGACAGUACACGUCCGCUUCUGGUAAUGUAUAGUGAACCAUGUUCUUUGUUCGAAGCAAAGCCUCUUAUGAUAAAUACUGGGUGUUCGUCGUUCUACACAAUUAGCCUGCAUUUCAACAACGGUGGGAACAUUUUUUCUUUUCCUUUACAAUGCGUGUGCUCAGUUUCUUUGCCUCAUCAUUCCUCUUGGGCGGCCUUGGAGGUCAUGCCGCUGCCCAACAUGAUCCGACCACCUUGAUCACUGCAGCACCCGAACAUUCUUCGGCUGUUCAUGCCAACUCAAUUGAAGUCGAAGAAAUUCAAAAGCGAAGCCCUCCUGCAGGUGUCUAUGUAUGCAGUGGUCCGAACUGGACUGGAGAGUGUGCGUGGCACUCAAUCAGCGAAAUGACCUGUGCAAACUUCCCGUGGACGAGCGAUAUUUCAUUCGGACCCCCAAAUGGCUGGCAAUGUAAAUUUUACUACUCUGAAGGCUGCACUGGGCAAAUGACCCCUGGCAAGCUUACAUUCCCGGGCACGACCAACUUUGCAUACCACUUUGGCAAUGAAGUGCCGAAAAACUACAAGUGCCGCCCAUGCCCAAGUGAUCCUGGCUGUAUCAAUAACAAUGCUCCGGACUUCUUCGAGGCUCAGGCAAAGCUGGGAGAGGUUGCAGCCAACGGGAAAUGUUCCUACUACUCUCUCGGGAAUGUGUUUACUCGACCGUGCUGAUUCUACGAUUGGUUCAGUGCAGUGCGUGUAUGAGUCCUGGUCCCGCGUUGGAUCGUGGAGCAAAUGGAAAAUCCGGGGAACAUCUCAUAUACCUGCUAGACGGGCUGGGAUUGACGUCAUUUAGUAGGCAAUAUAUCAUCAGCCCAUCUUCGUCUCAUCACUUCA
This is a messenger RNA of Exophiala viscosa, 1130 nucleotides long. RefSeq lists its product as uncharacterized. The transcript is spliced from 3 exons. The coding region runs from base 408 to 965 and encodes 185 amino acids. The record is from RefSeq and is a predicted model, not a curated record. NCBI's taxonomy places the organism in Eukaryota, Fungi, Ascomycota, Eurotiomycetes, Chaetothyriales, Herpotrichiellaceae.